GGGCACCGGCAUCCGCACCGGCAUCGGCAUCCGGCUAAGCUAAGCCGGCCCUCGCCUCGGCAGGUGUUGCAGAUAAGACCCGACAGGGCAGAAAUGGAGUUGCGACCCUACCAGUGGGAGGUAAUCAUGCCUGCCCUAGAGGGCAAGAAUAUCAUCGUGUGGCUGCCCACGGGGGCUGGGAAGACCCGGGCGGCUGCGUACGUGGCCAAAAGGCAUCUGGAGACUGUGGACAGAGCCAAGGUGGUGGUACUGGUCAACAGGGUGCACCUGGUGAGCCAGCAUUGUGAGGAGUUCAGCCGCAUGCUGGACAGACGCUGGGCCAUUAUAACCCUGAGCGGGGACAUGGGGCCACGAGCUGGCUUUGGCCACCUGGCCCGGAGCCAUGACCUGAUCAUCUGCACAGCGGAGCUGCUCCAGAUGGCGCUGACCAGCCCCGAGGAGGAGGAGCACGUGGAGCUCAAUGCCUUCUCCCUGCUCAUGGUGGAUGAGUGUCACCACACGCACAAAGACACUGUCUACAAUGUCAUCCUGAGCCGGUACUUAGAGCAUAAACUCCAGAGGAUGCGGCCCCUGCCCCAGGUGCUGGGGCUCACAGCCUCCCCAGGCACCGGCGGGGCCUCCACGCUCAAGGGGGCCAUCGACCACAUCCUGCAGCUCUGUGCCAACCUGGACACAUGGCGCAUCAUGUCACCGAAGACCUACCUCCCCCAGCUGCAGGAGCUCAGGCCUCAGCCCUGCAAACAGUACAACCUCUGCCACAAGCGCACCCAGGACCCAUUUAGGGACACACUGAAGAAACUCAUGGACCAAAUCCACAACCGCCUGGAGAUGCUCGAGGUGAGCCGGGACUUCGGGACGCAGAAUUACGAGCAGCAGGUGGUGGAGCUGAGCCAGGCUGCGGCCAAGGCCGGGCUCCAGGAGCGUCGGGUCUACGCUCUUCACCUGCGGCGCUACAACGAUGCGCUGCUCAUCCACGACACGGUCCGUGCUGUGGACGCCCUGGACUGGCUGCGGGAUUUCUACGACAAGGAGCGCAUCACGAAGACCCAGAUCCUGCAGGCCGAGCGCUGGCUGCUGGCGCUGUUCGAUGAUUACAAGAAUGAGCUGGCCCACCUGGCAACGUGCAGCCCGGAGAACCCAAAACUGGAGAUGCUAGAACAGAUCCUGCGGGAGCAGUUUGGGGGCAGCGACGAUAGCCCCCGGGGCAUCAUCUUCAUGCAGACCCGCCAGAGCGUCCACUCCCUCCUGCUCUGGCUCCAGCAGCAGCCGGGCCUGCAGACCAUGGACAUCAGGGCUGACCUGCUGAUCGGGGCGGGGAACAACAGCCAAAACACCCAUAUGACCCAGAGAGACCAACAAGAAGUGAUCCGGAAGUUCCGGACUGGCACCCUGAACCUCCUGGUGGCCACGAGUGUGGCGGAAGAGGGACUGGACAUCCCCCAGUGCAACGUGGUGGUGCGCUACGGGCUCCUGACCAACGAGAUCUCCAUGGUCCAGGCCAGGGGCCGCGCCCGGGCUGGUCAGAGCAAAUACUCGUUUGUGGCAACCCAAGGCAGUCGGGAGCUGCGGCGGGAGCUGACCAAUGAGGUGCUGGAGAGGCUGAUGGAGCAGGCCGUGGCCGCUGUGCAGGAGAUGGACGAGGCCGAGUACCAGGCCAAGAUCCGGGACCUGCAGCGGAGCACUCUGGUCAAGCGGGCGGCCCGGGUAGCCCAGCGGGAGAGUCAGCGGCAGCAGUUCUUGGCUGAGGAGGUGCAGCUCCUCUGUGUCAACUGCAUGGUGGCUGUGGGCCAUGGGAGUGACCUGCGGAAGGUGGAGGACGCCCACCACGUCAACGUGAACCCCAACUUCUCGAUCUACUACAGUGUCUCCCGGGGGGCUGUGGUCAUUGACAGAGCCUUCAAGGACUGGAAGCCUGGGGGUACCAUUCACUGCAGGAACUGUGGGGAGGCCUGGGGUCUGCAGAUGAUCUACAAGUCAGUGAAGCUGCCGGCGCUCCGGGUCCGCAGCAUGCUUCUACAGACGCCCCAGGGGAGAGUCCAGUCCAAGAAGUGGUCCCGCGUGCCCUUCCCAGUGCCUGACUUUGACUACCUGCAGCACUGCACCCAGAACCUGGCCAACCUCUCCUUGGAAUGAACCCCUUGUCACUGCAGUGCCCACCUCCGCCUGCAGGGGGCAGGAGAGUCCGCAGCAGCCACUGUCUUCCCCUGGCAAAGCUUGGGGCCAAGCCCCUCCAGCCUGAGUCAUCAGCUUGUGGGUGCCAUGCUGACCAGCCACAGAGGAACCUGGGGCGCCCAAGCUGGCUCAGACUCCCACACUGAGGAAGCAACUCGGGGACCACAGCUCGCCCCCAAGCCCUCCUCACACCCACAAAUACUCAAAAGCGCUGGAUGGAGGCAGGGGUUGGGGAGGAAACAGGCAGGAAGCUGUCCACACUCUACUAGCAAUGAACACGGUUUCCCUUGACUCCUUGACAUUCCUUCCCCUCUAUUUUUUGAGGCUCCUCAUAAAUUGAAAAUAAACUAGUAGAAAAUU
Enhydra lutris kenyoni (northern sea otter) is the source of this 2532-nucleotide messenger RNA. RefSeq names its product DExH-box helicase 58 (gene DHX58). Gene Ontology annotation, biological process: positive regulation of interferon-beta production; innate immune response; response to virus. Gene Ontology annotation, cellular component: cytoplasm. Gene Ontology annotation, molecular function: DNA binding; single-stranded RNA binding; zinc ion binding. The record is from RefSeq and is a predicted model, not a curated record. Lineage: Eukaryota; Metazoa; Chordata; Mammalia; Carnivora; Mustelidae.